Messenger RNA from Iphiclides podalirius (scarce swallowtail), 1242 nucleotides. NCBI's taxonomy places the organism in Eukaryota, Metazoa, Arthropoda, Insecta, Lepidoptera, Papilionidae. The record is from the annotation of a GenBank genome assembly.
AUGGGCUCGCGCUUUGAAGUCGUCCAGCAAGGUCCGCCGAUUGAGGUUUUUCAGCUCAACAAACUUUUUAUUGAUGACACAUUUAAAAAUAAGGUCAAUUUAACGAUUGGUGCAUACAGAGAUGAAAAUGGGAAACCAUGGGUGCUGCCUGUUGUACGCAAAACGGAAAAACAGAUGGCAGCUGAUGAAUCACUGCUGCAUGAAUACCUGCCAGUGUUGGGCUUGGAGCAGUUCUCGGCUGCGUCAGUAUCGAUGCUUCUCGGCGAAGACAACCCUGUCAUAGCGGAGGGUCGGGCGUUCGGAGUCCAAACGCUGUCGGGCACGGGGGGUCUCCGAGUGGGCGCUGAGUUUCUGAACAAACACCUCAAGUACACGACCUUCUAUUACUCCAGCCCGACGUGGGAGAAUCAUCACCUCGUGUUCGUCAACUCCGGCUUCACGCAGCCGCGCACUUACCGCUACUGGGACCCGAAGACGCGCGCGAUCGACUUCGAGGGUCUCAUCGAGGACCUCAAGAACGCGCCCGAGAACUCCGUGAUCCUGCUGCACGCGUGCGCCCACAACCCCACCGGCAUCGACCCCACCCACGAGCAGUGGGAGAAGAUAGCCGACGUCAUGGAGGAGCGCAAGCUGUUCCCGUUCUUCGACAGCGCGUACCAAGGGUUCGCGUCGGGCGACCUGGACCGAGACGCGUGGGCGGUGCGGUACUUCGUGGAGCGCGGCUUCGAGCUGGUGUGCGCCCAGUCGUACGCGAAGAACUUUGGACUUUACAACGAGCGCGUGGGCAACCUGGCGGUCGUGAUGUCCGACGCCCGUUGCGUGGCGCCGGCCAAGUCGCAGCUCACGUGGGUGGUGCGCGGGAUGUACUCCAACCCGCCGGCGCACGGCGCUCGCCUCGUCGCCACCGUGCUAUCAGACGCGCGCCUCUUCGACGAGUGGAGAAGUCACAUUAAGGAGAUGUCAUCGAGGGUCAUUCAAAUGAGAGAGGCCUUAAGAUCUGAACUAGUCAAGAAUGGGACACCGGGCAACUGGGACCACAUUGUGAAGCAGAUCGGGCUGUUUUCCUACACUGGGCUGACGCAGCGCCAGAGCGAGUACCUGAUCCAGGAGUACCACAUCUACCUGCUGCGCACCGGCCGCAUCAACAUCUGCGGCCUCAACCCCGGCAACGUGGAGUACGUGGCCAAGGCGAUCCACGAUGCUGUCACCAAGUUCCCCGCUGAACACACAUGGCCUAAAUUG